GAUGACCAUAGCCUUCGGCCUUCCUUUGUGGGAAAUGAGCAGUCGCGGGCAGUAUUUAAGGGCGUCAGGGCCUUGACUAAAGCCCCUCGUUCAUCUACAACAUCUAUCUGCAAGGUUCUCUGUCUCAAACUUCAUCAUAAUGUCAUUUUUACGCACUGUCUUACUGUCUUCCGUAGCCCUUGGGUCUUCAACUAUCCGGAUACCUGUCGGAGCUUCCUCAUCGGAUCCAUUGACCGCCUGUACCAUCUUGAAGACGACGUACCCCAACAUUACACUGCUCCCUCAAGACGAAGGUUACGUCAAUGAAACGCAGAAGUCCUGGAGUGCUGCUGCCUGGCUUACGCCCGCCUGCGUUUUUGCUCCAUCUUAUGCAUCCCAGCUCUCACUCGCCGUUCGCGUUUUCGCCAACACUUCUACUGCUUUCGCCAUGCGCGGAGGCGGACAUAUGCCCAUUGCCGAUGCGGCGAACAUCAAUUCUUCCGGCGUUCUCAUCUCCAGCACCAACCUGAACACUCUUCGACUGUCAGACGACAACCAAACCAUGUCAAUCGGACCUGGACCGCGUUGGGGCGAUGUAUUCGAAUACAUGGACGGUACCAAUCUGACUGUCGUCGGGGGUCGGUUGGCUCCUGUUGGUGUUCCCGGCUUACUGCUUGGUGGUGGAAUCAGCCAUUACAGCUACAAGCACGGGCUGGGGUCUGCAAAUGGGAAGAUAAAGGCCUACGAGGCUGUCCUCGCAGACGGAACCAUCGCGUUGGUCACAGGCGAUAACGAGUACUCAGACCUUUAUUGGGCUCUUCAAGGGGGCGGGAAUUCUUUUGCCCUCGUAACUCGGUUUGACCUGCAGACUUUCUAUGCCGGUACCCCUCUCAUGGCCGAGGCGAGCUAUGGGAACUCCAAUGCGACACGCGACGCAUGGCUCGCAGCCGUCCUAGACUUCGCGGUCAACGGCGACCAGGAUACCGCGGCGGCCCUCAUCCCUGUUGCGCGAUGGGGACCGAAUUUCACCGCUCCGUCCUACGAAUCUACGCUCUUCUACAACGGUUCUGCCGCGCCGACGAGUGGACCGUUUACGACAUUCUUUGAAGAGACGACUUUAAAGUCGGUCAAUGCGUCUUCCACGCUCGUUCCACGAACACUGGCACAGUACGCUAAGCUCCUUCGUCCUGCAUUCGGGCCGGGUGGCCCAGGCUAUGGUCUGCGACAAAAGUUCCGAGUCGUUAGUACGGCAGCAACAGCCGAAGCGAUGAACAUCGUGCACGAUACAUACUUCGACGCCGUUCGAUCAUCAGGGAUCGCGAACCGACUACCAGGAUUCUUCACUGGUCUUGCCUUCAAUGCCAUCACGCGAACCUUCGCCGAAGCCUCCGCUGGCACCCCGCAGAACAUCCCGGCCGAACCAGCUUUCUGGAUCGAGGAAUCCUUGACUUGGGAGUCCGCAGAGGACGAUGCGGAGAUUGAAGAAUGGGUGAGGAAUGUGAAUGUGGAGAUUGAAACGAAGCUGGCUGCCGUAAAUGGGACGAGCCGCUACGUGUAUUUGAAUGACGCUGAUAAAGGGCAAGCCGUGUUUGAGGCGUAUGGAGAGGAGAGCUUGAAGAGGUUGAGAAGCAUCAGGGUGAAGUAUGACCCUGCACGGGUAUUCACGGAUCUGAUGCCCGGAGGGUUCAAGGUCGAUCCUGCGACGUCCGCGUAGGUAUCUGGAGGAGGUUAGAGUAGCUCUACUUCCUGAACAGAGGCGGGAGCGGAAUAGAGAGCUUGACUGGUUAUUGAAUAUCUUGAUCUUGAAGUUCAUUGAGCUUUAUG
This is a messenger RNA of Trematosphaeria pertusa, 1803 nucleotides long. Its product is annotated as FAD-binding domain-containing protein. Lineage: Eukaryota; Fungi; Ascomycota; Dothideomycetes; Pleosporales; Trematosphaeriaceae. Gene Ontology annotation, molecular function: oxidoreductase activity; FAD binding. The record is from RefSeq and is a predicted model, not a curated record. The coding region runs from base 140 to 1693 and encodes 517 amino acids. The transcript is spliced from 3 exons.